Messenger RNA from Bubalus bubalis (water buffalo), 1712 nucleotides. RefSeq names its product neuroendocrine secretory protein 55. The coding region runs from base 361 to 1086 and encodes 241 amino acids. The transcript is spliced from 3 exons. Gene Ontology annotation, biological process: response to parathyroid hormone. The record is from RefSeq and is a predicted model, not a curated record. NCBI's taxonomy places the organism in Eukaryota, Metazoa, Chordata, Mammalia, Artiodactyla, Bovidae.
CUCAGUCUCCUCUUUCCUCUCCCAGGCGAGAGGACCAGCGGAGACACCUCUCUGGAGUCUUAGGCUGCAGAGUCUAAGACUUAGAGAGAGGGGCCCCGGAGGAGACGGACUUUCCCACCCCUUUUCCCAUCCUUUCUUUAUGCCCAGAGAGGGAAGCAGAGGCGCGGAGCUUUAGAAAGUUGAGUGGUCAGGAAGGUAGGUGCUUCCCUUUUUCCCCUCGAGCCGAGGUGGGGCUGGGACCGCCGGACCCAGCUUCUUCCCUCGCGAGGGGCACCUUUUUCGGCUCUAGCGGCCGAUGCGCUUCGGAGCUGCUCUCUGCAAAGCCAGAGGGUGGGUCGGAUUCGCCGAGUGUGCGUGAGGAUGGAUCGUAGAUCCCGACCUCAGCUAGGGCGCCGAGCUCGCCACAAUUACAACGAUCUGUGCCCACCCAUAGGCCGCCGGGCAGCCACCGCGCUCCUCUGGCUCUCCUGCUCCAUCGCGCUCCUCCGCGCCCUUGCCACCUCCAGCACCCGCGCCCAGCAGCGCGCGGCUGCCCAGCGCCGGAGCUUCCUGAACGCCCACCACCGCUCUGCAGCCCAGGUAUUCCCCGAGCCCCCUGAAUCUGACCACGAGGACACAGACCUCGAGCCCUCCCUUCCCGAGUGCCCAGAGUACCAGGAAGAAGAGUUCGACUACGAAUCCGAGUCCGAGUCCGAGUCUGAAAUAGAGUCCGAGACCGAAUUCGAGACCGAGUCUGACACCGCCCCCACCACUGAGCCGGAGACCGAGCCCGAGGACGAGCGGGGCCCCGUGGUGCCCAAGCGCCCCACCUUCCACCAAUCUCUCACCGAGCGUCUCAGCGCCCUGAGGCUGCGGAGCCCCGACGCCUCCCCGAGUCGUGCGCCGCCCAGUACUCAGGAGUCUGAGAGCCCCAGACAAGGGGAGGAGCCCGAGGACAAGGAUCCGAGGGACCCCGAAGAGUCAGAGGAGCCCAAGGAGGAGGAGAAGCAGCAGCAGAGCCGCUGCAAGCCGAAGAAGCCCACCCGCCGCGACCCAUCCCCCGAGUCCCCUUCCAAAAGGGGGGCCAUCCCCAUCCGGCGUCACUAAUGGAAGACGCGCCCCGGAUUCUCCUUGUGUUCUUUGACCCAGGUGCUGGAGAAUCUGGUAAAAGCACCAUUGUGAAGCAAAUGAGGAUCCUGCAUGUUAAUGGGUUUAAUGGAGAACUAUAUAACCCCUAGAUGAUGGCUUCAAUUUCUCAUCUUCCCGGCUAUGUCCUAUCACACUUUGCAUGCUGGAAUUGCCCGUCUUAGGAACUUCUAAUAAGAAUACUAUUCUGUUGUGGGGGGGUGGGGGGAUGGGGCCCCAACACCUAACCUCUAAAGAUAACUAAAAAAAAAAAAAAAAAAAUUUAAAAAACAAACAAAAAGCAACAAAAAAAGUAAUCCCUAAUUGACAAAUACGUAGUGUAUCAACCACCCAAAGCAUCUGCAUAAACAGUGAUUGACAGCUUACUGUACCAAAAGUUGGCAUUUGAGAGCUAUGACCCCUCUCUAUUGAACCCACUUCCCUAUUGAACCACCUCCUGUAUACUUCCUAGAUGCUAUGCUAGAUCCCUGACUGAAUCCUACUAAUACCUACUAACGGCCUGCUCUUCUAUCUGUGACUCUGUUCUACAAGUAAAACUUAAGUAUUAACAAAUGUGAUAAAUAAAAAUUCUCUGCAUGUCUCAGCAA